Messenger RNA from Phyllotreta striolata, 6327 nucleotides. Lineage: Eukaryota; Metazoa; Arthropoda; Insecta; Coleoptera; Chrysomelidae. The record is from the annotation of a GenBank genome assembly.
AUGAGCGAGAGAAAAUUCGCUCGGGGUUUAUCCAAACCGGGAACUGCUGCUCAACUGAGGGAAACUGUCUCGCAAGUUGUUAGAGAAAGCACUGUGCAGAGUAAGCCUCAUAGAGUAGAACCUUUGGAUUUCGAAACGUUUGUGAUUAAAAAUAAGACAGUUCUUCAAAAUGAUCCUGAACGGGAAUUGUUAUUAUACCCUCCUGAUGACAUUUCUCAAAUCGUCUUGCCAAGGAAGAUUCGUACCUUACAGCAAACAAUCCCUCCGCCAGAGGAAACAGAAAAUUGUAGUCUGCUCACGAAACAAUGCAUCAAAAAUUACUCGUGUGACUGGACGACAAUCCAUUACAAAUACAGCGCGUACUCCGGAAGUUGCAUAGACCUACCGAUUAAAUCCAAAGAGAAGAAACUGGAAGAGGAAAUUUACGAAACCGACAUAGACACCGACGCGGUGGACGAUUUGAAGCCCAGAUUAGACAAUAUCACCAAGGAAGGGUACUUACUCAAAGGACCGGAAAUCGGUUCAGAACGAACGUUCGUAAACAUCGGCUCGAAGAGCUUCAAACGGAGGUACUGCUAUUUGCGACAAGAAGUUGACGGUACUUACAUAUUGGAAAUGUAUAAAGACGAGAGGAAAGGAGAAGCCAAAGUUACGAUAGUCAUGGAUUUUUGUACUGAUGUUUUAAAGAAUUUGAAAAGAGGCAGAUUUUGCUUGGAACUGAGAAUGACUUCUGGCCAUAAAUCGUAUUUAUUAGCGGCGGAAAACGAAAAUGAUUUCAAAGAUUGGUUGAAUAAAUUGAGUUCCGUUUUACAACAGAACAAAGUUCAAGAAGAAAAGAGAGCAGCAUCACUAGAAAGAGAACGAAAUACUCCCCCGUCUUCGCCGCAAAUCCAAUCGUUCGGAACCCUGAAAGGGCUCGAGCAGAGCAUGAAUCCCCAACUGAUGAAGUACGCGCGCGAGACCGAUCACAGCAUAGCGAAUUUAAGGAAAGAAAACCGCCAUAGAAUAUUCGAACUCGAUCCCAACUACGCCAUGCAUCUGAGGCAACAGCAGGCCUCCAGUCGAAGCGACCGGGUAGAACCCUACAAAGAAAUGUUUGGUUCCAGGGUGCUCCUGCGUUGCGAAAGCAUCAAAUUGAAGCUGCAAGUCGCCGACGAUAGGGAAAACCUCUGCCAAGUGGAGCCUUACCAUACGAGCUUGUGCUUAUUCGACGCUCGAAGCGGCAGAAAACUCACCGAGAAUUUCCAUUUCGACGUAAACAGCGAUGGUAUUAGAAAGAGUAUGUUUACCAAUUCGAAUUCGACAACAAACGGGAUUUGCGUCGAUGCUUCUUCGAAGAACGUUAAGCUAGGCUUACCGGACAAAUUAAAUGCCGAAGAAUGGCUGGCUUAUCCUCGACAGGCUCUGCUGAGCGUUACGAAUCCCCAUCCUGAUAUAUUUCUAGUCGUUAGAAUAGAGAAGGUCUUGCAAGGGGGGAUCGCGCAGACUUCUGAACCUUACGUUAAGGCUUCCAAGGACCCGAAAGUUAGCCAAAAAGUUUACAGGAAUAUCGCCAUGUGUUGCCAACGAUUGGGCAAGUACCGGAUGCCCUUCGCUUGGGCUGCCAGACCAUUGUUUAGAUUGUAUAGUAACGAAUUAGACACUACUUCCGAUUUUCACGCCAUCUACAGGCAAGAGGCGAAUAAAAUCAGCGAUGAAGAAUUACUGAAGUUAUUAUCGGACUAUAGGAAACCCGAUAAAUUUAGCAAGUUUACCGCGAUUCCAGGAUCAUUGGAAAUCAAAUUGUCCGCCGUCAACGAACUUCCACCGAAUACUUUAUCGACUUGUUUGUCGCCCUUAGUACCAUUUCCGAUGCCGCCAAGUUCCGAGCCAACGUUAGAAAUAGCCGAAUUGGAGGGAUUGAUAGAUAAAGACAUCAAUCCUUACACAUCUUUUAUCAAUCAUUUAUACGUCUAUCCUCUAAUUUUAAAUUUCGACAUGCAGAAGCACUUUGCCAGGGCGAGAAAUAUAGCUUGUGUCAUACAAGUCAGGGAUUCGGAUAACGAAGAAGCAAAGGGUUUACCAUGUAUUUAUGGCCGACCAGGACAGCCUCUUUUGGUAUCGCAAACCUCUUGCGCUGUUUUACAUCACAAUACGUAUCCGACUUGGUACGAAGAAGUGAAAAUUAGACUCCCGACCAAUUUGCUUUGCUCUCACCAUCUGCUAUUCACGUUUUACCACGUUUCCUGCGACAUAACUAAGAAACGUGAAAACGGCAUUGAGAAUUGCGUGGGCUACGCCUGGUUGCCGUUACUGCAAAAAGGAAAACUCAACGUCGAUACUCAGGUUGUUCCCGUCGCCGCGCAAUUGUUGCCGGGUUACUUGGCUGUGCACCCGUUCGGUUUGGGCAAAGGCAACGCCGGACCGGAGAUAACCUGGAUAGACUCCCAAAAACCUAUAUUUACUGUAUCGUUCAAUUUAGUUUCGACCAUAAACACCAAAGACCAACAUUUGCACAAUCUAUUCAAUCACGCCGAAAGGCUAAUGGACCCCAAACCCACGUCUAUACCAUCGGAGAGCGAGACCUGCAAAAUACUGAAAGCUUUACACGCCAUCCAUUUGACGACUCUCAUCGCUUUUCUACCCACUCUGUUUAACCAACUGUUUGCACUUCUCACGACGACCAGCAGCGAGGAAAUCGGCCUGAACGUCAUCAGGGUCUUGAUCAAUUUGGUGACGAUGGUGUACAACGUGAGGCGCAAGGAGAUCCUGCAGGCGUACGUGAAGUACGUGUUCGUUUCGCCGGAUGCCGCGGGAAAGGGCAGCACCGUGCACGAGGAAAUGUGCCGCCACCUGCCGGUCAUUUUGAAUCCGAACAAUACGGAUUUUUUGGUCGUCAACAAAUUCAUGCACCAUUCGGAGUUCUUUUUCGAGAUUACCGUCAAGAGUAUGGCGCAGUAUCUGUUGAGUUCUGGAAGGAUAAAGAUGCACCGCCACGAGCGCUUUCCCAACGAUUUUCUAGCCAAAAUCGAAUGUUUAAUGCAAAUUUUGAUGCCAUAUAUUAUAAAUAAGCACAAGGAAAUGCCCGUAGAAACUAAAGAAUUAAACAAGAGUAUGGCAAAUUUCCUCAAGAAAUGCCUUUCUCUAUCAGAUAGAGGCUUCAUAUUCAAAAUAAUCAAAUCCUACAUGGACAAAUUCAAUCCCGGCGACGUGAAGGUUCUGCAAGAGUACAAAUUCGACUUUCUGGAAAUCAUUUGCAAUCACGAGCACUACAUUUCAUUCAAUUUGCCGAUACAAUACAAUAAGCUCAGUCCUCGAAACAAAUCGCCCGAUAAUACGCACGAAUUCACCUUGUCAGAAGAAUUUUGCAAGCACCACUUCAUUGUUGGAUUGCUAUUACAGGAAGUCAAAAUGUCACUAAACGAAAUGACGCCGGUCCGAAGAAUAGCCCUAAACGCUUUGAGGAAUCUAAUAGCGAAGCACGAACUGGACGAUCGAUACGAGAAUAAACGGCAGAUGAGCCGUAUAGCCCUCAUAUAUCUACCGUGGUUGGCCGUAGUAUUGGAAAACAUCAACCGAUUGGACGCCAAAGGCGCGAACGACGACGACGACGGCGACGCCGGCGUCGCCAAUAGAAUGUCGUCGAGCAGUUCGUUUCUAUUCGGCAAAAGCUCCGCCAGCGAGUGCACCCCCAGGAGUCACAGGUUCACUUUGCACAUCGACAAAGACAGCCCGGUGCACGUGAGGAAUUCUUCGUUUUUCGAGGCGAUUGCCGGCCAAUCUUUAGUAAACGGGAAUUCGUUGAGCGUGGAUUCGGAUAUUUCGACGAUGUCCGGCGGCGACGGGCAAUCCACCCUCUCCCAGGACACCACCAUCAUCAGAGACGAUGCGCUCAGAACGAACGGCUCCGAGCGAAAGUCCCACCACCAACGGAACCCCUCGCACGUCCUCCGUUACGACAAGCUCCAGCACCAGGAGGUCAAGGACGUGCUGCUCGUGUUCCUGUUCGUCGUGAAGUACCUGAACCGCGAGCAGAUGAUCGCCUGGUGGGAGAAUUACUCCGAGCACGACGUCGUCAAUUUCUUCGCCGUGCUGGAGCUGAGCCUGCGCCGCUUCCGGUACGUGGGAAAGCGGAAUUUGGACGUGGUGAAGACGAACGAGCCGGAGAACGUGAAGCCGAAGGCGAAGAAGGCCCACACGCUGCCGGCGAGGAUGGAUCCCAGCGAGAUGAGUCGCGAGAGUACGGGAACGUUGGUGAUUCACGCGCCGAGGGAGAAUCUCAUCGAUUCAGAAAACGAAGUCCACAGACAACAGCAAGCGAUCUACGAGCAACAUUUGGCCAGCGAAAUAGGUCUGAUCGCAUUGGAUUGCAUGGGCCUCUAUUGCAUGCACUUCCAGAAGAAACUCCAACAAACGGCCGAGACGACGACGGAGAACGAAGUCUUGCAGAAGAUCCUCGACAUUUACCUCAGCUUCAUGCAAAUCGGCCAGAGCGAGAAACUGCUCAGGCACGUGUUCGCCUCUCUGCGGGCGUUCGUCAACAAUUACUCGCCGAUAUUGUUCCAAGGCAACGCCGUGUUGUGCGGCAAACUUUGCUACGAGCUGUUGAAAUGCUGCAACAGCCGAUUGGCCACCGUCCGGCAGGAAUCCUGCGCCGUGCUCUAUUUGUUGAUGCGCAGCAAUUUCGAAUUUACGGGACGCAAGGGGCUGACGAGGGUGCAUCUGCAAGUCAUCAUUUCGGUGUCGCAGAUGUUGGGCAACGUCGUCGGCUUGAACAAUUGCAGAUUUCAGGAGAGCUUGUCGCUUAUAAACAGCUACGCGUCCAGUGAUAAGGCGAUGAAAGGGACAGGCUUUCCAGUAGAGGUGAAGGACUUGACGAAACGGGUCAGGACGGUUCUAAUGGCUACGGUCCAAAUGAGAGAGCACCAUCACGAUCCAGAAAUGCUGGUCGAUUUGCAACACAGUUUGGCCAAUUCGUACGCUUCCACGCCGGAAUUGAGGCACACUUGGUUGGAAACGAUGACGAGACAUCACGUGCGAGACGGGAAUUUCUCUGAAGCGGCUUGUUGCCAGCUUCACAUCGCCGCGUUGAUGGCCGAAUAUUUAAAAUUGAAGAACAUCCAAAAAUGGGGCGCAGAGAAAUUCCAGCUGAUCUCUUUAAAUAUACCGAAGGAUGAAAAGGGUUUGAAAUUGGAUUCGGGCGUUCAGGACGUCCAGUAUUCGGAGUUUAUCAUGCAGGAGCAGCUCGAACGAUGCGCGGAGUAUUUAGAUAAAGCGGAACGCUACGAAAUUUUAGGGGAAUUGUACAAGCUGAUAAUACCGUUGCACGAGAAGAAGCGAGACUACGGCAUGCUGAGGAAAUGCUAUUCGAAUUUGGCGGACAACUACGAGAAAAUAAUGGAGGUGAACAAGAGCUGCAGGCGAUUGUUGGGCCGCUAUUACCGCGUCGGAUUUUACGGGCAGGCUUACUUCGAAGACGAAAGCGGCACCGAAUACGUCUACAAGGAGCCCAAAGUGACCUCGUUGAGCGAGAUCGCCGAGAGGCUGUACAAGCAGUAUUGCGAUAAAUUCGGAGCGGACGUGGUGAAGAUGGUGCAAGAUUCGAUGCCGGUAAACCAGUCAGAACUGGAUCCGAAAUUGGCGUACAUUCAAGUCACUCACGUUACCCCGUACUUCGAAAAAGAAGAACUCGAAGAAAGACAAACGGAAUUCGAACACAACCACGACAUCAAUUGCUUCAUGUUCGAAACCCCUUUUACUAAAGACGGGAAACCCAGAGGUAAUCCCGAAGAGCAAUGGAAAAGACGAACGAUAUUAACUACCGCCUACUUGUUUCCUUACGUGAAAAAGAGAAUACCCGUGACGUCGGUACGACACGUGGAACUGACGCCUAUAGAGGUGGCAAUCGACGAAAUGCAAUGUCGCGUCGCUGAACUAGAAGACGUCGUAUUCACGCAACCCACCGACGCCAAGAAGCUGCAGCUCAGGCUUCAAGGAAGCGUUUGCGUUCAAGUCAACGCCGGUCCGUUGGCCUACGCCAACGUCUUCUUGGAUCCGGCCCUGAGCAGCAUGUAUCCCGACGAGAAAGUCGAAGAAUUGAAGGAUAUAUUUAGGGAGUUCCUGAAAAUAUGCUAUUCCGCCUUGCAAAUCAACGGCAAAUUGAUAGCGGUGGAACAACAGGUAUACCAGGAGGUGCUUCGACAAAAUUACAAGAAAUUAUGCUCGUCAUUGUCGGCCCUGUUUGGUGAAAUUCUCUGGCCCCACGACGAUAUGGGCAGUUUCGAGAGGAACAGCAUGGCGUUAUUUAGCGCUGUAACGGGAGCAUCGCAACAUUCUAGUACAGCUUAA